AUGGCAAUGGCUCAAGAAGCUUCUGUCGAUUGCGAGAUGUCUAUGAGGACUGUGCACCUGGAGAAGGAGUAUGAGAAAAGCUUGUCAGACUCUACACGUCUUUUGGAAGGCGAGAGAGAUCGAGUGCGACGCAUGGAGCACUUGUUUUUGGAAUUUGAAAACGAAGCCCUCCGGUCACAAUUAAAUGAAGCGAAUGACCACCUCCUUGGGUUCAUAAAUGCUGAUUCCGAGGCCUGUUUCCAACUUGAGGAAGCCUGUCAGGAAAUUGAUCGCUUGGAGCAUCACGCGCAAACUGCGUUGAGCGAGAUAGACCAACUAAAGGAAGAACUUGCCAAUAGAAAGAAUACUUCGACCAACUACAACGCAGUCUUUGCUGAGAAGGUUCGCCUUUCCAAAGACCUUGUAGCCCUACAAUCAGAGGUGGAGCGGAUCAAUGCACAAAGCUCAUCGCAACAAGCCAUCAACGCCGAAAGACAUAAGAUGGAACGACAACUGAAUUAUCUGGAGAUUCAACUUGAGAACGAAAAACAUGCCCACGAACGUACCCAGGUUAAGGGAUCGCAGCAAUCAACGGAGAUAACCAAGCUAUCUACAAGAGUAGAUGAGCUCCGAAAUGAACUAGCGGGAGAAAUACGAGCAAAACAACAGCAAGAAUUGGAUAAACGGCAACAGAAUUCGGAGUUCGAGAGUGAACGAGCAGCGCUCGAGGGAAAGAUUGACACGCUAAAACAGCAAUUACGGUGGACCAAGGACAAGCUACAGGAAGCCCAGACUCAGUCACUGCAGCAGCGCAAUAGCAAAAUGGACAAAGGAGAUGAGUCGGAACCAUGCUCUCGGACUAUCCCACUCCAGCGCCCGGGACCCAGCGGUCAUGUGGGUGUGACGAUUGCAACCCCCGGAGCGGUUAGAGUCCAAGAGAGGGUUAGAAAAGAUUCGGCCUUACCUGGUGACAAAUCGGCAUUCUCCAUUACUCCCUUCUUGAACCGCACAGGUGCACCGGCAGAUUCUCCGUUGAGUUCGGUGGCAGAUGAAGAUGAAGAUUGCGAAGAUGCCGAUACCACGCUUGAAGCGCUUGACACGAGAAAACUGAUUGGACAGUCGAAACGCAUUGGUUCUGCUUUGCGGCGCCAAUUAUCUCCAACUCAGGAUCGCAUCCCCAUCAGUAAAUCAGUGAAACCGAGGGCGCGUGAUCUCCCGGCUACUACAGUUAACCCCAAGAAGCCCAGCAACCGCCUGGAUCACCGCAUGCUAGCUGCUGAUACUGAAGAUGAACAACAUAGUGAACCGGAGCAGCCUAAGCCUAGAAAACGCAAGCUCGGUGGCCCACGAGACCGGAGUUUGCUGGAGGAAGAAGAAGAUGAAGAAGGUGAUGGAGAGCUACGCCUAAAUAAGAAAAUCGGGCGGAAAAUCGGACUAGGGGCUGGUCGUACGUCAAAGCUGGGUGGUAUGCAGCAACCAAGCACGUCCCAUGGCGAGCGACUGCAACAUGGUCUUGGGUUCGGGGCACCUGUGGGAUUUUCUCCGUUGAAACGGGACCGCAAGCGACUAUAA
Molecule: messenger RNA, 1551 nt
Organism: Penicillium nucicola
Lineage: Eukaryota; Fungi; Ascomycota; Eurotiomycetes; Eurotiales; Aspergillaceae
Exons: 3
Coding region: 1-1551 (516 amino acids)
Source: RefSeq, a predicted model, not a curated record